This is a messenger RNA of Xiphias gladius (swordfish), 2391 nucleotides long. RefSeq names its product inactive dipeptidyl peptidase 10-like. Lineage: Eukaryota; Metazoa; Chordata; Actinopteri; Istiophoriformes; Xiphiidae. The record is from RefSeq and is a predicted model, not a curated record. Gene Ontology annotation, biological process: proteolysis. Bases 1 to 2391 code for a protein of 796 amino acids. The transcript is spliced from 26 exons. Gene Ontology annotation, molecular function: dipeptidyl-peptidase activity; serine-type peptidase activity.
AUGAACCAAACCGCCACUGUAUCGCAUCAAGUUAAAUGCCAGUCCACGAAGGCCAUCAAGGACCUUGGUGGGGUGAGUCCUCCUCAGAGGAACUGGAAGGGGAUUGCUAUUGCUCUGCUGGUCAUCCUGGUGGUCUGCUCUCUCAUCACCAUGUCUGUCAUCCUCCUCACACCAGCUGACAACCAAGCUGGAAGUGACACCAAACUGACUGUGGAGGAUUUGUUCAAACCUGAGUUCAAGGUCCAUGACCCGGACGCCAAAUGGAUAAAUGACUCUGAAGUCAUCUAUAGAAACAGUGAUGGCCACGUCAUCAAGUUCAACAUCCUCACAAACGAAACUGAGAUUGUCCUGACAAACACUACAUUUGUAAAUUUCAAUGUGGCCAAGUAUUCUGUCUCCCCUGACCUGAAAUAUGUUCUCUUCGCUUAUGAUGUGAAACAGGUUUACCAUCACUCCUACAUGGCCUCCUACAGCAUCUACAAUAUUCAUACACGGGAGGUUUGGGAGCUGGACCCUCCUGAGGUUGUGAACUCUGUCCUGCAGUACGCUGCUUGGGGAGUGCAAGGCCAGCAACUGAUCUACAUAUUUGAAAAUAACAUCUACUACCAAUCUGAUGUCAAGAGUAACUCCCUUAGGCUAACAUCCUCGGGGAAGGAAGGGGUCAUCUUCAACGGAAUUGCUGACUGGCUCUAUGAAGAGGAAAUCCUUCAGACGCAUGUGGCACACUGGUGGUCACCUGAUGGAGAGAGGCUGGCCUUCUUGGUUCUUAAUGACAGCCUAGUGCCCAACAUGGCUUUACCUCGCUUCACCGGCAUGGCAUACCCUAAAGGAAAGCAGUACCCAUACCCCAAGGCUGGACAACCCAACCCGGUGGCUAAGCUCUAUGUAGUCAAUCUCUACGGGCCGACGCACACGCUGGAGCUCAUGCCCCCAGAGACGCUCAAACUACGAGAACAUUAUGUGACCAUGGUGAAGUGGAUCAGCAAGACCAAGACAUCUGUAAGGUGGUUGAACCGGGCCCAGAACAUCUCCAUCCUAACUGUGUGUGACACUACCACUGGAGCCUGCGUCACGAAACAUGAAGAAAGCUCUGAGCUCUGGCUUUCCAAGCAGGACCAAGAACCGGUGUUCUCCAAAGAUGGCAGCAGGUUCUUCCUGACCGUUCCGGUCAAACAAGGAGGACGUGGAGAGUUUCAUCACAUCGCCAUGUUCACCACACAGUUCAGAGCAGAUCAAAAUGAAGUCCGACAUCUAACAUCAGGAAACUGGGAGGUGACCAAGAUCAUUGCCUAUGAUGAGAACACUGACAACCUUUAUUUUCUCAGCACAGAGGGUUCACCACGAAGACGUCAACUCUUCAGUGUUAAAACUGUGGGUCUGUUUCCGCGACGGUGUUUAACAUGCGAGUUAAAUAAAGCUUACUGUCUGUACUUCGAUGCUCACAUCAGCCCCACAAACCAGCACAUCAUCCUCCACUGUAAAGGUCCUGGAGCACCUACUGUGAUAUUACACAGCCUCAAUAAUUCAAAUUACUACAUUCUUGAGAACAACUCUUUGCUGAAGGCAGCCUUGAAGUACAAAAGGAUCCAACUCACUGACUUCAGAACUGUUCCAAUGGAACAUUUUGAUUUACCUUUGAAGAUAUCCUACCCACCAGACUUCUCUGAUUCCCGUCAUUAUGGACUACUGUUGCUGGUUGACAGUGCUCCCGGUGGUCAGGCAGUGAGUGACCGCUUCUCUCUCAGCUGGGACUCUGUCCUGGUCAGUUCUGACAACAUCAUCGUGGCUCGUCUGGACAGCCGUGGCAGCGGCUUCCAGGGUCAGAGGAUCCUGCACGAGGUUCACCAGAGACUGGGAACUGUAGAUGUCCAGGACCAGAUCGCGGCAGUAGAAUAUAUAAUGAAAUUUCCAUAUAUUGAUCGGACACGGAUAGCAGUGUUUGGAAAGGGUUACGGAGCCUACAUAACAUUAAUGAUGCUUAAGUCUACUGACAGCCUCUUCAAAUGUGCAUGUGCAAUGUCACCAGUGACAGACUGGAAACUCUACGCAUCAGCUUUCUCUGAGAGAUACCUUGGCAUGCCAUUACGGGAUGACAGCCGAUAUCAGUUUUCCAGUGUGCUGCAGAAUGUUCAAGCACUUAGGGAGCAGACACUGAUGCUGGUGCAUGGCACAGCAGAUGCCAACAUCCACUUCCAACAUACUGCUGAGCUUGUCAAAAACCUUGUGAAAGUUGGAGCAAACUACUCAAUGCAGAUCUACCCAGAUGAGGGCCAUUUCCUGUCUCAGCAAAGUCGCCAGCACCUCUAUGCCACACUGACCAGCUUCUACAGGGAGUGUCUCAAGGAGGAGUUGCUACCACUGCCCGAUGAGGAAGAGGAGGAGGAAGAGUAG